AUGCUGACCGGGCUUCUGUGGGCGGCAGCUCGGUGCCUCUGGUCCCGCGGGGCUACUGGCCCGGCCCGCCGGUCCCUGAGCUAUGGAAGUCCGCCGCUGGAGGAGCUGUUCGCCCGCGGGGGGCCACUGCGGACCUUCCUUGAGCGCCAGGCUGGGCAGGGGCAGGCGAGGGGCCCCGAGCUGGCGGCGGUGGCCAGACUGUUGAGCGAGAAGGAGCAGGAGCUGCGGGAGACCGAGGGCUUGCUGCAAGAUGAAAAUGAAGACUUAAGGAAACUUGCAGAGAAUGAAGUAACAUUGUGUCAAAAAGAAAUAACCCAACUGAAACAUCAGAUUAUCUUGCUCUUGGUUCCCUCAGAAGAAACGGAUGAAAAUGAUUUGAUCCUGGAGGUAACUGCAGGAGUCGGGGGUCAGGAGGCAAUGCUGUUUACUUCAGAGAUGUUUGAGAUGUAUCGGCAGUAUGCUGCAUUUAAAAGGUGGCAGUUUGAACCUCUGGAGUAUGUUUCAAGUGAACUAGGGGGCCUGAGACAUGCUUCUGUCAGCAUUGGGGGUGCAGAUGCCUAUAAACACAUGAAAUUCGAAGGGGGGGUGCACAGAGUGCAGAGAAUACCCAAGACAGAGAAGCAAGGUCGCAUCCACACCAGCACCAUGACCGUAGCCAUCCUACCCCAGCCAACCGAGAUUAACCUGGUGAUUAACCCCAAAGAUCUGCGGAUCGAUACGAAGCGAGCCAGUGGGGCCGGGGGCCAGCACGUGAACACCACUGACAGUGCUGUCCGCAUAGUUCACCUUCCAACAGGUGUUGUUUCUGAAUGCCAACAAGAGAGAUCUCAACUGCAAAACCGAGAGAAGGCAAUGAAAAGGUUACGUGCAAAGCUGUAUAGCAUGCAUCUAGAAGAAGAGACAAGUAAAAGAUACAAUGCUAGGAAGAUUCAGAUUGGAACUAAAGGAAGAUCAGAGAAAAUAAGAACAUACAAUUUUCCACAGAAUCGGGUCACAGACCACAGAAUAAACAAGUCACUGCAUGAUCUUGAAACUUUUAUGCAAGGGGAGGAUCUGUUGGAUGAACUUGUACAGUCCCUGGCGGAAUACUCCAACUAUGAAGCCUUAGUAGAAGCUAUUUCCCAAAAAGCUUAA
This is a messenger RNA of Chrysochloris asiatica (Cape golden mole), 1134 nucleotides long. RefSeq names its product mitochondrial translational release factor 1-like (gene MTRF1L). The transcript has 7 exons. Gene Ontology annotation, biological process: translational termination. Gene Ontology annotation, molecular function: translation release factor activity. NCBI's taxonomy places the organism in Eukaryota, Metazoa, Chordata, Mammalia, Afrosoricida, Chrysochloridae. Bases 1 to 1134 code for a protein of 377 amino acids. The record is from RefSeq and is a predicted model, not a curated record.